AUGAAGACCUCAACACUCGUCGCCGCCUCUGCUGGCACAAUCAUUACCGGCCUUUUGGCUUAUGCCGUGUACUUCGACCACAAGAGACAGACUGACCCCGAAUUCCGAAAAGCCUUGAAGAAGAACAACCGACGACUGGCGCGUGCUGUUCAGGAGGAGGCGGAAGCCCAGGGAGCCAUGGAGCGUGAAAUUAUCAAGAAGGUCGUCCAGCAGGCCAAGGAUGAGGGCUUCCCGACAGAUCUUGAAGAGAAGGAGGCCUACUUCAUGGGCCAGGUCGCCAAGGGUGAGGGUCUCUGUGCUGAAGGUAUGUUUCUCCCUCUGAUGGCUGCGAUGAGGUCAUCAGAAGUCCCCAAGAUUUUGUAUCUGCGAUUCACAUACCAACCCAUAGGGUCUGCAGACAAGAUCGAAGCUGCGUUGGCCUUCUACAAGGCUCUUAAGGUUUACCCUCAACCCAAGGACCUGAUCUCCAUAUAUGACAAGACCGUCCCCAAGGAGGUCUUGGAGGUUCUGGCCGAGAUGGUGGCCAUGGAUGCUGGCCUGAAGCUCGGCUCUUUCACUAGCGAGAGCGGCAGUGUUGACGGCCAUGGUGUCGAGUAA
Messenger RNA from Aspergillus ochraceoroseus IBT 24754, 597 nucleotides. Its product is annotated as TOM complex receptor protein TOM20. Gene Ontology annotation, molecular function: transmembrane protein transporter activity. Gene Ontology annotation, biological process: tRNA import into mitochondrion; protein import into mitochondrial matrix; protein targeting. Lineage: Eukaryota; Fungi; Ascomycota; Eurotiomycetes; Eurotiales; Aspergillaceae. The record is from RefSeq and is a predicted model, not a curated record. The coding region runs from base 1 to 597 and encodes 198 amino acids. The transcript has 2 exons. Gene Ontology annotation, cellular component: mitochondrial outer membrane; mitochondrial outer membrane translocase complex.